This is a messenger RNA of Cloeon dipterum, 4168 nucleotides long. RefSeq names its product Family with sequence similarity 21 (gene FAM21). The transcript is spliced from 12 exons. The record is from RefSeq and is a predicted model, not a curated record. Lineage: Eukaryota; Metazoa; Arthropoda; Insecta; Ephemeroptera; Baetidae. Bases 141 to 3614 code for a protein of 1157 amino acids.
CAGCAGCUGAUUUUUAUUUAAGGUGGGUUGUGGUUGACACUGCGGUUUUUGAAGACACCUUAAAUGUCGAAGUGGGCCGGCAAACAUCCUAAAACUUAAACCAGAACUUUAAUGACCUCGAAAAAGUGCAAAGAAUCGAAAUGGGUGAAAAUUGGAACUUGGAUCACAUCAGAGCUCAGGCUGCCAACUGGACUCUGCAAGGCGAUGCUGACUUGCUAGAAGCACUUGUCAAAAUCUCCAAGGAUGUGGUGGAGAAAGCAGAGGCGUCCUCGAGAAAGGUGGACGAUCUGUGCAUCAGCCUCGAUCGAGCCAACUGCGACCUGCAAAAUACAACAAAUUCCUUCACCGCUCUUGCGAAUCAACAGUUCAUGGAGAACCGAGUUGCAGAAGAGGAACCAGUUAUUGCCGCUGAGCAGAGAAAAAUUGAGCCGGAAAUAAGUGCUGCGGAAAGAAACAAAAAGGUCCGAGAUGAAGUGCUGCGGAACAGCCUAGCGUUUUUAGAUGAGAAUUUUGAUUUCAUAGAAGUUCCUAAGGCAAACGAAUCUGAUGACGAGCAAUUAAAUAGCAAGCCCGCGUUUCAAGUGAAAAAUCCAACUCUCGGCAUUAAAAUACCCUUCGUAAUUGGAUCUAAGGAGUUUGAGGAGGACGAUUACAUUGGACUUCGGCCAGCAGCUGUGGCAGAUUCUAAAGAACCUACAAUGCCCGUUGAAGUGAAUUGGGGCAGCAGCUCAUUUGAUCCCUCAAUAUCGAGUGAGGAAGACGCACGGUCUGCGUCAGUUGGAACUCAACAAAGUAAUCAGUCGUCCCAGAAAUCCUCCUUCAUCAAUGAACUCGCAGCCACGGUCGGCGGUGAAUCGCCGUCUGAAGCUGAGGUCCAGGUUACGCAGCCCAAAUUUCGCUCCCUUAUGUCUGCUUACGAUCAAAGAGAGCCCCCGCCACUGUUUGGGGGACAAGAAGACGAAGAAGAGGGAAAUGACACAAUAUUUGGCUCUGGUGCUAAUCUUUUCAAAAGCGAUAAAAUCGCUGGAAAAUCCAAACUUGAUGAGGAGCGAGGAAAUCUUUUCGCUGACGAAGAUGAUAAUCUUUUUGACGAAGCUCCUCAGCCUAAGCAAACCAGCAGUGAAAACUCUGCGAGCAAGCCCCCUCUAAAGCUGCCCGCUGGUGCUGUGUCAAUUUUUGGCAAUAACAAGCCAAUGCUACCAAAGCAAAGACCGCCGUCUACGUCGUCUAAAGGCUCUUUCGAUGAACCAGUUCAGCCCGCUCAAUCUCCUGUUGUUAGUAAACUGGCCAGCCCGCUCGCUCCUACAAAACCAAAUAUUGGUCUCUUUGACGAUGACUCUGACGAAGAUUUAUUUGCUGCGCCGCCUGUUGUAAAGGAAACUCCAAGCAAAGUCGUGCUUGGAAACAAUUCUUCCAAAUCUUCGUUGUUCGGCGAUUCCAUGGAAGAUGAUGAUUUUAUAAAGCCGCCAACAAAUUCAAUCGCAGAUAAACCCCCUGCUAUCAACAGCAGUACAAACGUGAUUGGUGCUACAAAGCCAGUUCCUAAGAAGCUUUCUCUGUUUGGCGAUUCUGACAGUGACGAAGAUAUAUUUUCCGCCUCAAACCCAUCUUCAAGCAGUAAAGGUCUUUUCGGGGAUGAAACUGAGGAUUUGUUCAAACCAGCUAAAAAACCAGAAUCUGCUCUUGAAGACAUUUUCAGUCAGCCUAAAACAAUUGCGCCAGUGGAAGAAAAAAUAGUUACUCCGAAACCGGAAGAGGUGCAAAAAUCAAUAGUUAAACCGAAAAUUGAGGAAAAGCCUGCACCUAAAAUCGUUUCCACUGAUACGACUGAAAUCAAGAAGCGUCUGAACUUAGUGCUGACCAAAGAAACACCAAAAGUAGUCAAUUUAUUCGAAUCUCCAGAAACAGAAGAAAAGAAGCGACUUGAAAAACCUGAAAAGGUGCUAACUAAUCAACUUGAAGACACGGAAAAAGCUGCAUCUCAUCAGGAAUCAAAAUCAGCUCCCCCGCAAAGUGCCGUGCGAAGAGGACUCUCCCUCAAAAUCAACCCCCUAGCCCUGCUUCCCGGGAGCAAACCCCUUAAGACUCCAACCCCCUUGUCCCCGGAAACACCAUCCCCCAGUGCACUCAAGGAGACUCCCCCACUUUCCCCACCUGCAGAAGAAAUUUCAUCUCCCCUAGUGGAACACACUCCAGCCACAGAGGAGGAAACACCUGGCGAAUCUGCCAGUUUUGAUAAUGUCCCUGUUAGCAGUUCUCAACUUCUCCAUCCCGGAAAGGACCGAAUUAAAAUCAAGCAAAAACGAAAGCCACCAACUCGCAAGGGGAGACAAGCGUCGGUCGAAAGUCCAAGUGAUCCCAGCACAUCGAAUCCGGUCUCUCCAGCCACAGACGAGGACGACUUGUUCAUCGUUCCCGACGUUCCCCCAGCGAUGCCUGCGGAGGAGAAGAGUCCUCCGCCUGUUGUAAAAGAAGUGCCACGCUUUGGCGAGUUGGAGGUGAGUCCGUCAUCGAUUUUCAUGGAGCCGCCACCCCUGCCUAGCAAGAUUGAUGACCUCUUCGGCGACGAAGACGAUUUCUUGUUCAAUGAUCCCGUGCCGGCCAACGAACCCAAGGUGGAUGCUAGAUUAAGUUUUGAACCUCCACCAUUGCCGAAUGAAAAGCUUGACACACCAAGCGACGAUCUGUUCGCCAGCAGUGUUGCGAAAAGUCCGGUUGAUUUGUUUUUCGCUCCUGUCGCCAUGGCGCCACCUGACUUGCCAAAAGCGUCGAUUUCCAAUCAGGAAAGCUUAAAAGUGACGGAUAUAUUUGAGAAAGAUGACCUCUUUGGUCCGCCCAAACCCAGUGCAAUCGAAACUCCAAAAGCCAUCUUCAACUCUGAGCCGCCUCCUCUUGAAACCAGUGAUGACAUUUUCGGGGACGAUGACCUUUUUUCCGAUGCACUCUCUCCAAACUCUUCAUCAGAUUUGUUUUUCGAGACGCAUCAGUCGAAAGAGGAGCAGGCGAUUUCUUCGCCCGACAAAGCCGAGGUUUUCCUCACUCCAGACUCUUCGUUAGAGUUUAACAAAGCCGUGGAAAAUCUCGGCCCAGAGAAGAAUAUCACAGAUGACGAGCCUGCUUCUCUCUUUGACGAGGACGAGGACGACGAUGAUCUUUUUGGCGCACCAAUCAAAAGCAUAUCAACUCCAAAACCAGAGCAUAACCAGAAAGUGGUCAAGGAGAAAUCAGCCAGUCCCCCGACCCAAGUGAAGAACCAAGUCCAUGACCUGUUUGCUGAAGAUGACGAUGAUGACGACGAUCUUUUCGGCUCCGUACACAAAACGGUUCCCAAACAAGCGGAGAAGAUUCAAAAAGCAGAGCCGGCCUCUGCUUCCAAAGAGCCUUCUAAGGAUCUGUUUGAGGAUUCUUCAAAGCAAGAUAUCAUCAAGCAAAAGAAGGAACUUGUGAAGAAAAAAUCUAGCGCAUUGUUUGGAGACCUGGACGAUGAGGAAAACGAUCUGUUCGGCUCGUCCGUAGCCUCAAAGGCUCCACCAAAGCAGCAAGCCCAGCCAAAAGGGCAGGAGAAAAAGAAAUCCGAUGACCUUUUUGACGACCCACUUCUCGGUGGAAUGUGAAAAAAUGUGGAAAAAUGAAUCCCAUACACCAGGUGCAUUUUGUUGACAGCUUUUUGCUGACUCAAAGUUGAAGUUGUUAUUUUUCGUACCUAUAGUUACAAACAUGUGAUCAGAGAGGCAUUCCUCGGUUUGAUUCCAUAUGUAUUAAUUUAAAUCUAUGUCAAUAAAGUAUAUAUGAAAUGUUCGAGAAUUACGAGUAUUAUUGGCUCACUUGUUAAGAAUCCUCACGUUUUCGCGAGUAGGGCUUCCGUCGGCUCGUGCGGCCACCCCUGUCCAGGCAGCCCGAGCUCAGUGCUCUAAGCACCUUGGCCCGAGCCGCUAGGUCUGUAAGCUUAAUUCGAUUCAACUGCGUCCGCUUCAUUUCCGAAAUUUCAGCUUUUUCGCGAAUGACUCCGCUUUGAAUUUUUAAUUUCGCAACAGCAGCAGCAGUUUGAUCUUGUGUCGCCGCGGCGUCAGAUUUUAGGAAGCCAUGACUAAGAAGUACGAAUUCAACUGGCGCAUCCCGGUUCCUGAUUUUCUGCAGCAGGGAAUCGUCGGUGACCGCUGGACCGAGG